GCCAACCUCUAUCGCUCUCUCUUCUCCUCUUGAACUCCCUAUCUUCUCCACGCGACAAUCAGACAAGCAUCAACACUGCUGCACGCAGCCGCUUGCUAGCCCACCACCGGCAGCUCACCGCCUGCCGCCGUAGACGGUGCUCCAGCAUCCCACUCCCAACCGCUGAUAAUCCAUUUCCCUAUCCACAUUGAGGAGUCGACCCACCAUGCCCGGCGUGGCGCCGCCUCAAACACCUCGCCGGCUGCUCGCCGCUCGCGCCUGGCCCGCCCUACGCAUUACGGUGGCAGCGGUAUCCCGAGCUCCCCGUCGACCACCACAUCGCACGCACCUCACCAGCCCGGCGCGAUGCGGCGCGCUGAGCUCCCCAUCGUCGACAUCCCCUGUGUGGCCGGAACAAAAGCAAUACUCUGACUUUUGCUCACCGGCCGGCAUGGCGGCAGCGGAAGGCCAAGGCGAGGAGCGGCCGCUGUACAAGGACCCAUCGGCGCCGGUGGAGGCGCGCGUGCGCGACCUGCUGGGCCGCAUGACGCUGCGGGAGAAGGCGGGGCAGAUGGCCCAGAUCGAGCUCUCCGUGGCGUCGCCCCGCGCCCUCGCGGAGCUCGGCGUCGGCAGCCUCCUCAACGGCGGCGGCAGGCCGCCCUGCGACGGCGCCUCCCCGUCCGACUGGGCCGGCGUGGUCGACGGCAUGCAGCGCCUCGCCCUCUCGUCCCGCCUCGCCGUCCCCAUCAUCUACGGCAUCGAUGCCGUCCACGGCAACAACAACGUCAUCGGCGCCACCAUCUUCCCCCACAACGUCGGACUCGGAGCCUCCAGGGACCCGGAGCUUGUGCGGAAGAUCGGCGAGGCGACGGCGCUCGAGGUUCGCGCCACCGGCAUGCACUGGACCUUCGCCCCCUGCGUCGCCGUUUGUAGGGAUUCGAGGUGGGGGAGAUGCUACGAGAGCUACAGCGAGGACCCAGACAUCGUGCGCUCCUUCACCACCAUCGUCGCCGGCCUGCAGGGCCAGCCACCGGCAGACCACCCUCAUGGCUACCCGUUUCUCCAUUCGGUUAGGGAGAAUGUGCUUGCGUGUGCCAAGCAUUACGUAGGGGAUGGUGGCACUCACAAGGGGAUCAAUGAAGGGAACACCAUUUGCUCUCUAGACGAUUUGGAAAGGAUCCACAUGAAACCUUACCCUGAUUGUAUAAGUCAAGGGGUGGCAACGAUCAUGGCAUCCUUUUCUCAAUGGAAUGGGGAGCCAUUACAUGCCAGCCACCAUUUGCUCACAGAUGUUUUAAAGGGCAAGUUAGGCUUCCAGGGUUUUGUGGUGUCGGACUGGGAAGGUAUUGACCAUCUUUGCGAGCCUCGAGGGUCCGAUUAUCGACAUUGCAUUGCCCAAGCAGUUAAUGCUGGAAUGGAUAUGGUUAUGAUACCUUUCAGAUUUGAGAAAUUCUUGGAAGAUCUCGUGUUCUUGGUGGAGACGGGGGAGAUACCUUUAUCACGAAUUGAUGACGCCGUUGAGAGGAUUCUAAGAGUUAAGUUUGUAUCUGGAGUUUUUGAGCAUCCAUUUUCAGAUCCAGCUCUACUUAAUGUAAUUGGUUGCAAGGAGCAUCGGCUGCUAGCACGUGAGGCUGUUCGAAAGUCUUUGGUACUUUUGAAAAAUGGCAAGAAUCGGAAGGAACCAUUCCUUCCCUUAGCCAAAAAUGCAAAAAGAAUACUCGUCGCAGGGACACAUGCUGACAAUAUUGGAUACCAGUGCGGUGGGUGGACAAUAGCUUGGCAUGGUGAUAGUGGAAAGAUUACUCCUGGUACAAGCAUAUUAGAGGCCAUACAAGAAUCUGUGGAAGUGGAAACUGAAGUUGUGUAUGAAGAAUGCCCAAUAGAUGCUACCAUUGAAGCGGGCAAAUUUUCCUAUGCAAUUGUCGUAGUUGGUGAGGUUCCCUAUGCAGAAAGCUUGGGGGAUAGAACCGACCUUAGCAUUCCAUUCAAUGGUUCCGAUCUUAUUACUCGUGUUGCCAGUAAAGUCCCUACCCUAGUGAUUGUUAUUUCUGGAAGGCCCUUAGUUAUUGAGCCGCAAGUUCUUGAGAAGGUAGAUGCUCUAGUUGCUGCUUGGCUGCCUGGAAGUGAAGGAAUGGGAGUUGCUGAUUGCCUCUUUGGAGACCAUGAUUUUGUGGGAACAUUGCCUGUAACUUGGUUUAGGUCUGAUGAUCAACUUCCUAUAAAUACUGGAGGUGCUAACUAUGGUCCAUUAUUUCCGUCUGGAUAUGGGCUGAAAUGUUCAGAAGCGACGGAGAUUUAGCAUGAUCUCAUGGAAUAUUUGGUGGUCAUACAUUUGAAAUGCCAGAAUAUUGUUACAUAUGUGUGUUGUACAGCUGAGUAUUGGGUUAUGUGCAAGAGAAAUAAAGUCAUAUUCCCGAGAUACAUGCUAUCAGGUGUUCAAGACAUAA
This is a messenger RNA of Triticum aestivum (bread wheat), 2426 nucleotides long. RefSeq names its product beta-glucosidase BoGH3B. The record is from RefSeq and is a predicted model, not a curated record. Gene Ontology annotation, biological process: glucan catabolic process. Bases 206 to 2278 code for a protein of 690 amino acids. Gene Ontology annotation, molecular function: beta-glucosidase activity. Lineage: Eukaryota; Viridiplantae; Streptophyta; Magnoliopsida; Poales; Poaceae. The transcript is spliced from 9 exons.